AGAAUUUCCUUUUAAUCUGAGUCUGAGAUGUCUUUUCGUAGGUUUUCCGAGCACUUCAUCUCAGACCCGACCCAAGACUCACAGGUGAACACACUGUCAGUAAUACAGGAGCUCUUGGAAAGUGUGCGCGAAUUGCAGGAAGAGAACAACCGUUUGGCCAACUCGUGGAUGAGGGAGAAGAAGGAGCACGAGAAGCACCUUGUUCAGUUGGAGCAUGAGGUGGACAGUCAGGUGAAGGAAGUGGAGCACAGAGUGAAACAAAAGGCCAAACAAGAAGUGGAGGCCGAGAGGCGGUCAAUGAGGGACCUGAUGAAGGGCGAGAUGGAGGAACUCCAGUCCCAUCUGUCA
Molecule: messenger RNA, 348 nt
Organism: Oppiella nova
Lineage: Eukaryota; Metazoa; Arthropoda; Arachnida; Sarcoptiformes; Oppiidae
Source: the annotation of a GenBank genome assembly